Messenger RNA from Menidia menidia (Atlantic silverside), 1599 nucleotides. Lineage: Eukaryota; Metazoa; Chordata; Actinopteri; Atheriniformes; Atherinopsidae. The record is from the annotation of a GenBank genome assembly.
AUACACUUCACCUCUUGUGUGUAACCUCGCGAGAUUUCACCAACCACGCAUUGUGUAAGAAAGCCUCCUUGAAUGCAGCACAUGAGCGUGACAUUAGCGUAAUAUCCAGCCCGAACGACGUGUCUUAGCGCCAUAAGUUGUGUAAAAAUGUUAAUUUUCACAAACAGAGUCAAAUUCUGCUCCCUGGCGUUUACCGCCGCCCGGCUGUACAGCAGCGGACCCGCGGCUGCCAACAAGAACCCGAUGGUUUACUUUGACCUGGCUGCAGACAACGAGCCGCUCGGCAGAGUUACAUUCGAGCUCAACGCAGACGUUGUGCCAAAAACUGCAGAAAACUUCAGAGCGCUGUGCACAGGGGAGCAUGGCUUUGGGUAUAAGGGAUCCAUUUUCCACAGAGUGAUCCCUCAGUUCAUGUGCCAGGGGGGUGACUUUACAAACCACAAUGGAACUGGAGGGAAGUCCAUCUAUGGCUGGAAGUUUCCUGAUGAGAAUUUCAAACUCACGCACACUGGACCUGGUAUUUUGUCUAUGGCCAAUGCUGGACCCAACACCAAUGGAUCCCAGUUCUUCAUCUGCACUGUUAAAACAGAAUGGCUGGACGGCAGACAUGUUGUGUUUGGCAGCGUGAAGGAGGGACUGGACGUGGUCAAGAAAGUGGAAACCUACGGUUCGCGCUCCGGGCGAACCUCCAAGAGGAUCUCCAUCACAGACUGUGGAGAGCUCAAAUAGACUCCUGUGUGAACAGUCAUCAUCUCAUCUCCUGCUAUGAUCCUAACAGAACAAUCAGAAUGAAAGGUGCUCUUUCUUCAGUCUGGGCUGAAAAUAGAGUAUCUCAGAACCUCACUUAUUGUUUUAUAUAUGCGCUCAACUACUGUUUUGUUCUUUCUCUGGACACCAAUGAAAGCACUCAGCAGUGUUGUUGCUUAAACUGUGAACUUAUAAAAUGGUUUGUCGAUGGUUCUGCUUUAUUUGAAAGAAAUUGUCUCAUUUUUCAAGGUGGCAUUUAAAUUUGACCAUAUAUAUUUAUUUUUUAAAUAUAUAAUGUUGUCAUUGCCACUUGGUGUUAUGGAUUUAUACUACUGUCGUUUGAAAAGAGCCCACUCAUUUCAGUUGAGGGACUGGCUGAAUUAAACCCUCUGAGUCAAAGGAGCGUGUGGUUUUUAAGGAGCUAUUAUUUUAUCACCAGCUGAAAGGGAAACCGUUUGGUCUUCUAAUUUUGUGUCACCACUGAUAAUACGUAUGUUAUGUUCCAGGAUUGCUGCUGCUGAUGGCGUUUAAGCGAUAAAAAUACAGACCUAAUAACCGAAUGUGAAUAGAAAAGCUGUCCAACACACCCUGUCAAAGAUUCAGCCUGCCUAGACUGCCUCUGAUUGGACAAGCUGAACAAUAGGUCAAAUGAAUUCAGUUUGGAAAAUAUUGAAACAUAAUUAAAAAACAAAGUAAGACAGUUAAAUGGGGAAAUAACGAGAAAAGUUAUUCUUACAAUGCCCUCAGACAAGCUAUUUGUUCCAUUUCCAGCUAUAGUGCUUCCUUAUCUUUGGUUAUCCAUAAUAUAAGUAAUCUAAUUUGGGCUGCCCAGUCAUAAUUCCUCAGAUCAGG